CUCUAUUUCGACUCUAUUUCGACUCUUUCAACUUUCAACUCUUUCAACUCGCAUCAUUCAGGUUGCGCCCCCAAAUACACGUCGCUCGGCCAGAACUCGCUUACCAUCGGCACGCCCGCUCGGGCGCCCUUACCCCCCGCAGACUUUAGAGAUGCGGAGGGCAGCUUGUGGCAGCGGCAGCAGCAGGAGGACCCAACCGCCGCGGCGCCCACCAUGCCUGCAAAACCGCGACGUCUCCGCCGCCAACGUGAUCCGUGUGCUCCUCCUGCUGAAGCUGAUGGGCUUCGAGCGGCCGACCAAGCUGCAGCGGCCGCCAUGGCCCUCCAUGGCCGCCGGCGGCGGCGGGGCCGGGCUGAGAGCCUGAACGGCGCUAGCAGGGCGUGGGGCUGAGGGUGCACGUGUCGAUUGGCGGCGAGUGACGUGACUAGUUUGUUAGCUGCGGGUUAGCACGGACUGUGCACCCCACCCAACCGGCCACGUCCGGAUUUGCGGGGAUGCCAAAGGCCCCCAACAUAGAGGCGUGUGCUUAGUAGGCGCCCGCGUCAAGGUGGCUGGGUUGAUAACGACCCGGGAUCAGCCCU
Messenger RNA from Chlamydomonas reinhardtii, 581 nucleotides. RefSeq lists its product as uncharacterized. The record is from RefSeq and is a predicted model, not a curated record. The coding region runs from base 152 to 364 and encodes 70 amino acids. The transcript is spliced from 2 exons. Lineage: Eukaryota; Viridiplantae; Chlorophyta; Chlorophyceae; Chlamydomonadales; Chlamydomonadaceae.